UUGCCUAUUGCCUAUGUCCCCACUGGCCACUGUCUGCUGUUUUCCGAACUGUGUUCUUGCCAAGCCCAAUUGUACGAAUAUUUCUAAAAAAUCAGGAAACCGUGUUUUACGAGUGUUUGACUGGAGAUUUUCGCAAGUGAUAUUGAAAGAACAUUUGGUCAUCGCGUUGCAUGGAAGUGGUUACUUCGGCCGCCGGCCUCCGCUGGCGGCGUUAAUCGCCAGGAUGUGCGUUCCCAGGCGCCCUCGCCAAAAAUGUCUCCGAAUCGUCGUGGUCAAAACGAAAGCGUAAGAAAACCAGCAACAGCAGCAACAACUACGACUAAAAGACGCUCGAGUUCGUGGGUGACGUGUGAAAAUCCAAAAGCCACGGCAACAGGCUUAAUUAAAUUCAUAUAAACAACCGCCAAAAAAAGAAAAACAAAAAAGAGUAAAGAAAAGAAAAUAGCAAGCAAGAAAAAGCAAAAGAAAAAGAAAAACCAAAGCAGAAAUGAGUGCCAACAGGAGGAGAGGCUUCAGUGCCUUAGGUGCAACACCAACGGCAACGGCUGCCACUGCCAAUGAGCAACUUUCUCUGCUGCCGGCUGGCAACGGCGACGAGGACGCAUUGGAAAUGCCACGGAUAUGCCGCUGCUGCUGCAAGCGGGACUUGGAGCUACUCGGACUAUUCGAUGCCAACCAGCCGAGUCUGGUCGAGGCAACAGGAACAACAGGAUCGACAGCCACAUCAGCAGAACCAGCAGCAACAUCAGAAACAGCAUCAGCAACAGGAGCCCCAGAAGCAGACAACUCAACUGCAGCAACGGCCACACCUCUCUCCAGCAUUAACCCGCCUCCAAAGAGCCGGACUACACUUGCAUCUACAUCCACAUCGGCAGCAGCAGUAGCAGCAACUCCACGUGGCCGCAGCAGUGACAAUCCCGUCGAAUAUGCCCUCAGCGGGGCCCACAGCGGCAUGGACAUUGUCCUCGAGGAGAUGAUCAUUUGGAUGUUGAAUAUAAAUCGUGACGAUGGCCUUCCACAAGAGAUCUGCCGCCAGUGCAUGGCUCAAUUUCUGAUGGUGGCCAAGUUCCGGCGGAAAUGCGUACGAAUGCAACAGCGUCUGCAGGACUUUGCCCAGGAUAUAUCCGACCGCCAGGCGGCCAGGCAAGCCAAGCGUCAGCAAAAGCAAGCCCAAAAGCAGGAGCCAUCCAAGAAGGAGGAGCAGCCAGCGCCACAACCGGAACGAAAACGCCGUAUGGUAUCUGAAUCGGACAGAGAAGCAGUCGCCGCCGCCACAGACACACUUACAGAGCUUCGCACAGAAUCCCAGGAACUGCCACCGCCCAAGGCUCGACGCCUCCAGCUUCGCCUGCGCAAAUACCGCGCCUUUUCCAUCGGCUGUGAGAUGGAGCAUCCCUCUGCCAUCGAUGCCAGCAGCAUGCCUUGGAAGACGAAGGCCGCCCGCAAACAGAUCUCCGAGACAUGGACAUCGUCCAGUCCCGCCACCGAAUUCUCAUCGCCAAAUCCUAGCUCCGAUCACGAAACCAAGAGCUGCAGCAGCUCUGAUCGAAUGAGCGAACUGUCCGUGGGUCCCUGUUGUGGCUUUGAGAGCGACAGUAGUCCCUCCUCCACAUCCACGCAAUCCACGGUGGCCGAUGGUUUACAGUUUCCCAAACGUUUGGCACCACGCCGUGGACGGCGCUUGAGAAAUACCCCAGUUUAUAACCCAACCAAGAGGCAGAAAAGAUCGUUGAUCAAGUUGGAGAAGGAGGAGACACUCCAGCUUAAAGAGAAAACAAAGUCUGAUCAAAUGGAAGUCUUCCAGCAGGAGUUAAAGGAAGAAAACUGUGCCGCAUCAGGUGAUGCGGCCAUCGACAGCACUUCGGAUGUGUCAAAAGUGGCGAGUGAGCAGCUUCCAGUGGAAAAGAUUGAAGUCAAUCAUACUGGGGACGAGCUCAUUUUGGAAAAGGAAUCCAAGGACAUGUUAAUUAAUUCGAAUGGUUUGGGCAACCAAGAAGACUCCUUGAUGGAGGAACAAGUCAACUCAAAUGAAGUCUUAAAUGGCGUAGAAGAAAAGGCUUCCAAUGAAGGACAAGAAAACCCAGCCGAAGCCGAAGAUGAUACAAAAAAUAUGUGCGAAAAGCCAGCUGAACAAAAAGAGACAGAAACAGUUAACGAAAAGGAAGAAUCAACCUCUAAAACUUCGGAAGAAUCGAACGAUGGCAAGGACAACAGUAUAGCGGUCUGUUUAUCCGAGGACAUUUUAAGCGAGCCACUUCCUUCGCAGCCCACGGAAGAUCCCCUGCAAUCGGAGGAGCUGACCUCCUCCACGGAGCCCAGUAGGGUUCAACCGGAAUCUGUUGACCAGCCGGAGAUCAUAGUAAGCAUACCUCUGGAAGUGCUCGAUGAGAAUCUGCAGCGUCGUCUGGUUGUGGAACAGGACACCGCCUCGACCCCCAAGAACCUUCAGUCCGUCCAGAACGACGAUGUGAACAACAAUGCUAACGAUGAAAAUUUUUGCCAGAGUGCUACAGCAGAUAGCUUCAAUUCUACUGUGGCACUCCGAACCAAUGAAAUUGAAGCAAAACCAGGAGGAGGAGGUGAAGGUGGUGCCAUGGGUCCAAAUGCAGAAGAAUCCCUGCCAGAAGACGAUUCUGAAGAAGCUGAUGAGGAAAUACCAGUGCCUCGGUCUGGACCCACGCCCAUGGAUUUUAUGGCCGAGUUCACCAAGCAUUGUGUCAACGGUAUCGAGCAACUGAAGGCCACCACUCCGGCCCCAUCGCCCACGCCCUCGGAGCUGCCGUUGCCGCUUAACGAUCUGGAGGCAAAGCAGCAGUUGGAGGUGGAGAUGAACGAUGUGGAGACCACGCUGAAUGGCAUCCUCAACGAGAUGCAGGAUCAGCACAUGUACACACCGAAUUGUACACACAUCGAUGAGUUUCUCACGCCCGCCGAUUAUGCUCCGCUGACUGAACAGGAACCCUCAAACUCCUCACCACCAAAUCCCUUCGAGGAGAGUCCAGUGGUGGAAACAGGAACAAAGCCACCCGCUGCCAGCGAGCAUCUAUUUGAUAACAGCAACUUUAGCAAUGAACUGAUAGGUUUCCAGAACGAUAUUCCCUGCUUUGAGAACAUCGAAUCCUCUCCAGAACCGGGACAGCAGAGUUUGCAUUUGGAGCUUACGCAGUUCCUGAGUGAUUUGCAGCCAACGCAGGAGGUAAAGUCAGACGUAGAGGCACCUGUAGAGGCACAACCAGAAGCACAAGCUGAUGUUCAAAUCCAGUCCCCAAAUGGGUCAGAAAAUCUAGCUCAAAAUGAGCCCAAUGAACAGCUUGAGAUUCAAAUUCAAACCCAAAUAGAGCCUCAAAUGGAGCACGAAAUCCUGACAGUCCAGGCUCCGGAGGAGCAUCCACAGAGCCAGUCCCAUGUGGAACAUCAAAUUGUGGCAGUGGAAAAUCAAAUUCAAUUGCACAACCAAUCUCAGUCUUCGAACACACACCAAAUGCUGCAGACGCAGACAUGUAUCCAAAACCAAGGGCAGCCAACGGUGCAGAUGAUGCAGCAGAUCCAGCCGCAAGGCUAUUCCCAAGUGAUACCCCAUGUCCAGUCGCGGGACACUACGACGACAGUCACCUACGAGCAGAUCUAUCAACAGCACAUUGUGCAGCAGACGGUCCAGCAGUCCUCCUCCAACAAAGUGCAGCUCAUCUCUCUACCCUCGUGUGCAGGGGAAACCAGGCAAUGGCAGCCCCAGCACCAGCAGCAAGUGCAGUGGUCAUCGGUGGGCGGCCUGGAGUCCAUCAAGAGUUCACCCAUCGAGACUACUUACUAUAUAAGUUCAAGCGAUUUGUAUCCGCAGCAGGGAACAGAGACGACGUAUACUAUGCUGCAGCCGGCCUCCGUGGAGUCCAAUGAGAGUUACAUGCUAGAGCAAAGCCAGCAUCAGCAACAGCAACAGCAGCAGCAGCAACAACAACAACAUCAACAACAAGAACAGCAGCAGCAACAGCCACCGAUCAUGAUUGUGAUAAAACCAGAGAUGCAGCAACCGGUGGCCUCUGCCAGCAACCCGCAGCAGGCACCACUGCAGCAUGUUUAUGGAGCACCCAUCAGCAAUGAUCUGCAUCGCCUGCAGUACACCAAAAGGAUACAGCAGCAUCAGCAGCAACAAUACCAGCAGCAGCAAUACCAGCAGCAGCAGCAGCAACAGCAACGCCUUCAAUUGCAAAGCCAUCCGGUAAUAGGAAUGCCAGGAGCCACGUCGAUUUCAACCAAAGUACAUCCCAUACCCGCCACAACGCCCACUGGUCGACCUUUAACCCUCAAGUGCCGCUUCUGCCAGAAUGGUCCAAGGUUCUCCAACAGCCUUGAAUACAGCCGUCACAUUAUUGAACUCCACCCGGCCGUGGCUCCUUUCAACUGUCCGCACUGCCCGCUGGCUUUUGCUGGCAGGAGUAAGCGUUCGCAGCAUAUCCUUAGCCAGCAUGUAGUUCAGCAGUAUCAGUGCGGCCAGUGCUCUCAGGUGUUUCCCGCUCAAAAGGCCUUGGACCUGCAUAUCCAACGCUUUCACAUGCCUUUAAAGACCGUGGACAGUGUCCGAGUGGAGGAUGUCCAACUGCAGAUCACAAACGGACGGCAGCAGCAGCAGCAGCGUCUGCCAUAUCAACCAAGAGCAUAUCAACCGCGACAGCAACGUCAACCACAACGAACCCCGCAUCAUCGGGGGACGCCACAAGAGCAGCCGCAGCAGCAGAAACUGCCAGUGAUGCAGCCGCAGUCGCAGUCACCGCAUCCAUCAACAGGAGCAAUGGAAGUCCAGGCGAGCACAACCACGACGCGAAAGAUUCUGUGCUGUCCAGACUGCGAGGAUGGCACUGCAGGUCAUAGCCAUGCUGGCAGCGCUGGAGGAUUCGAGGAACUCCCCUCGCUGCAGUCUCCGCCAACGGUGCUCACCCCGCCCUCGACGAUCGUUUCGGCUCCAUCGCCCCAGCCCAUGAUGGUCUCGCAGCAUAUAACGCUGCCCUCGCCCGAACAAUCCGAGCCAGAUUCCACGACCACCUUGCGGCAGUAUCGUAAGCGUGGUGUCAUUGUGGGGCCCCAAGGUCCGCUGCAUUUGGCCACGCCUGUGGCUUCGCCCUCGCCGUCAUCGUCGCCAUCCUCCUCCACCUUUGACCAUAUACCACCAGCGUCACCAGCAACGCCUGCUUCGCCGGCACCGCCUCAGUCGCCCGCCCCGCCGUCUUCCGUGCCGGUAAACGAGCUACGUACAAGUCACCAAUGCCACUACUGCGAAGAGCGUUUCACCAACGAUAUUGCCCUUAAGAAGCACCAUCAGCUAGCUCAUGGAUCCCAGACCACGAUGCCGUUCGUGUGCACCAUCUGCAAACGAGGCUAUCGCAUGCGAACGGCUCUGCAUCGGCAUAUGGAGUCGCAUGAUGUGGAGGGCAGGCCGUACGAGUGCAACAUUUGUCAUGUGCGAUUCCCGCGGCCCUCGCAGCUGACGCUGCACAAGAUUACAGUGCACCUGCUUUCCAAACCGCACACCUGCGACGAAUGCGGCAAGCAAUUUGGCACAGAGAGCGCCUUGAAGACGCACGUUAAAUUCCACGGUGGGAUCGGUUACCAGUGCGACGGAUGCGAUCGCUCGUUCGAAUAUCUCAAGGAAUUGCGCAGACAUCGUCGUACCCACAAAGAGCUGUUUUACAAAUGUGAAUUCUGUCCACGGUCGUUUCUUCACUUUAAGAUAUUUCGCGCUCACAUGAACACCCAUUUGCCACUGGGAGUGUUUCUCAACGAAGAGACGAUAGUAAAGACCGUCAGCAGCAAUAACAACAACAACAACAACAACAACAGCAGCAUCCUUAGUAGCGAUAAGCUAGAAAAUCCACCAACACCCAUCGAGGAGACCGCCCCCAUGAGCUGCAAUAGCGUUUACAACGUACAAAGCCCAGAUGAUUACCCCAAUUCGGUGGAGAGCAGUGCUGCCACCAGUGUGGCUCUGGAAACGAUAGCCCCAACGCCAUAACAAACGCUACCAUCGAUGACCUAUCAUUUGGUUUGCAACACUUUAUUGGUUGCAAAUCAACGGCCGACAACAACAACAACAGCAACAACCUUGCCAAUUAGAGCGAUGACGCCUAACUACACAAUUGUCAUUUUUAAUGGCAAACAGCUUCCAUUCAUUCUUCUUCCCAUCGGAGCCAACCAAGCCCAGCAUCUCUCGAACGAGAGGAACCAGCAGACUGCAUCGAAUGCAAUGCGAUAUUGCACUUAACAAUUUAGCGACUAAGCCAACAAGUACACUCCCUCAGACUAAACAGAACUUAAGGCUAAAUGUGUAUUUAGUCCAUAAGCUAGCUAGAAUUUAGGCGUUCAUGCAAUGAAACCAACAACAACAAACCAACCAAUGGAAACAAAUAAGCAACAAGUUAACGCUAGGCUAAACAAAAAAAAACCAUAUUUACAUAAUAUACACAUUUUUUGACUUCCGUUCAAAGUUUUUGUUUUAAAAAAAAAGGAGCAAGAAAUUAAAAAAUGAACAAAGAAGUUCAUUAAAACUAAGACAAGCUAGCAUUAACUACGUACCAACAGGAAUUACAAAUU
Drosophila kikkawai is the source of this 6582-nucleotide messenger RNA. It is a transcript of the gene mld, whose product is annotated as molting defective. Gene Ontology annotation, molecular function: zinc ion binding; DNA-binding transcription repressor activity, RNA polymerase II-specific; RNA polymerase II cis-regulatory region sequence-specific DNA binding. Lineage: Eukaryota; Metazoa; Arthropoda; Insecta; Diptera; Drosophilidae. The record is from RefSeq and is a predicted model, not a curated record. Gene Ontology annotation, biological process: regulation of transcription by RNA polymerase II. Gene Ontology annotation, cellular component: nucleoplasm; chromosome; nucleus.